Aspergillus ibericus CBS 121593 is the source of this 315-nucleotide messenger RNA. RefSeq lists its product as uncharacterized. NCBI's taxonomy places the organism in Eukaryota, Fungi, Ascomycota, Eurotiomycetes, Eurotiales, Aspergillaceae. The record is from RefSeq and is a predicted model, not a curated record. The coding region runs from base 1 to 315 and encodes 104 amino acids. The transcript has a single exon.
AUGUCUCUAGCCGAGCAUGUUUCGGAUCCCCGAUUUUUGCAGGAGUUUUGCCUCAGUGACGACCUGUCUCGCCUGACCAUUGACCCGAAAUCCGUGCCCUAUCUCCGUCCGGCCAGGCUAGCGUUGUUACACCCUCUCAAAGAAGCCGAUAUCCUGGAAUCAUGCCGUCGCCCCAAGCCUCAUCGCCCCCCGGCCCGUUCCCCACCGACCCGUUCCUACAACUGCGAUCACUAUCGCCACGACUUCCUCGAUCUCCAACCCCUCUGCCAGCUCUGGAGACAAGAACUCACCAAAAUCCCCCCGUUUCACGGGUGA